Molecule: messenger RNA, 999 nt
Organism: Drechmeria coniospora
Lineage: Eukaryota; Fungi; Ascomycota; Sordariomycetes; Hypocreales; Ophiocordycipitaceae
Exons: 2
Coding region: 1-999 (332 amino acids)
Biological process (GO): protein insertion into ER membrane
Cellular component (GO): TRC complex; cytosol
Molecular function (GO): protein binding
Source: RefSeq, a predicted model, not a curated record
AUGGCGAGCAAGGUCGAUCGUAUCGUCGCGAGGCUUCAGGAGCGCAUCGCGGAUGGCGACUACUACGAGGCCCAGCAGCAGACGCGCGUCGCCGCCUCCCGCCACAUCAAGACGCAAAACUGGCCGGCCGCCAUCGACAUCCUCUCCCUCGUCGCCCAGUCGCUGCUCAAGGCCGGGCAGGGCGGCAGCGGCGGAGAUCUCUGCAUCAUGAUGGUCGACGUCUACAAGCAGGCCGAGCUGAAGCCGGACCCCGUCGCCAAGGGCCGUCUGCUCACCUGCUUGCGUCUCUUCAAGGCCGAGGAGCCGACUCGAAAGAAGUUUAUCGUCGAGAUGAUGGGAUGGUCGGCCAAGUUCGGCGAGUACCCGGCCGGCGACCCCGAGCUUCACCACGUCGCCGGAUCGCUCUACGCCGACGAGCACGAGACGUACGAGGCCGAACGCCACCUGCUGCUGGGAACCAAGGACUCGGCCAAGGUUCUUCUCGACAUGGAAUACGCGUGGUACAGGGAGGGAGACGCCCACCUCGCACCCCACUUCGCCGCCCGAGCCAUCCUGCCCUACCUCCUCGUCGGCAACGUCCGCGCCGCCAACGACUGCUACCGCCUCUUCGCGAGCACCCUGAGCGGCGACAACACCGGCCUCGGGGUGCAGGACGUGUCGAGCGCGAGCUCCGACAUUCGCAUCUUCCCGAGCUUGCCCCUCCUCAACUUCCUCGGCCUGCUGCUGCUCGCCAUCCGGCGAGGCGCCCCCGAGGUCUACAGGGGCCUCGUGGCCAAGUACGCGACGCAGCUCGGCGAGGUCGACGCCUGGGCCGAGCCGCUGGAGAUGAUUGCCGAGAUGUACUUUGACAUUGCCAAGCCGCGGCAGAGCAACCCGUUGAUGGACAUGAUGAACGGCUUCUUCGGGGGCGGCGGCAGCGGCGGCGGGCCGGCGCAGCAGAAGGCUCCGAGGCAAGGGCUGCGCGGCAUCGGCGGGCCGGCCGCCGCCGGGCUGGACUGA